This is a messenger RNA of Purpureocillium takamizusanense, 1507 nucleotides long. RefSeq lists its product as uncharacterized. Gene Ontology annotation, biological process: conjugation with cellular fusion. NCBI's taxonomy places the organism in Eukaryota, Fungi, Ascomycota, Sordariomycetes, Hypocreales, Ophiocordycipitaceae. The transcript is spliced from 3 exons. Bases 431 to 1342 code for a protein of 303 amino acids. Gene Ontology annotation, cellular component: mating projection tip; membrane. The record is from RefSeq and is a predicted model, not a curated record.
GACGGCCUCGGUUCGUGCAACCCUUGUGAGCCGCCGACGCCGCAAGACUUUUGGCGAAAGCAUGACGGGCCAUGCGUGAAUCUUCCAGCGGGAGCGGGAGCGAGCGCUCAUCGUACCAGGUCUACACGGCCACGGAAUCGAGUGAGCAGAGCCAGAGUCGACCUUGGGCGUCUGUGCUUGUAGGACAUCUCGCAAAAGUCAAUCAUCUGCGACAGAUUUUUCUGGCCGCCUCGAUCGUUUUGCUGAGUCUUCUCCUCGCUGGCUGCACGACCAACCUCGGCUCGGUGAAGGAGAUCUACUUGCUCUCCUUGUCCUAUCAAGACGGCUCUCCGGGAGAUUCGAAUAGCUCCGGUGCGCUAUCAUCGCUGUUCUAUGGCCGCACCGCCAACGCGUCCAGCCUCCGAGAGGUCAGGAGCGCCUACUUCGGGAUAUGCGCCACGGCAGACUAUGUCUCAUGGCUGUGCGAUUCGAGCGCCGCCGAUCUAGCAGGCGCUCUGAACGCGACCGGCCACGCCGAUUCUCUCAACCUGGUGUGGACUACAGACGAGUUCCGUGCACAGGCCGUCACACCGAUACUCACGUUAGAGCUGCCAGACAGUGUCCUCAAGAAUGCGAAUUGACAAUAUGCAGGUUCCUGGCCGCCGUCCUCACCUUCUUGGCCUUCACGCUUGGCAUGGUGUACCCCGUGACAAUCAAUAGCUCGGGCAAGGUCUCGCUGCGCGUAGCCGUGACGGGCAUCACCGCUGUUCCUAGUCCGAGGGCCCGCUUCGGGGCCUGGCUCCCUACCUCGCUGAAGAGGAACGCUACGACGUUUUCACUCUUCUUCAUGGCACUCGCCGCGGCCUCAACAUUCACUCUUGCGGCGUGGCAGCACCUCGCGGCCGCGUGCUUCACGGGAUUGGCCGAAGACCUUGCCUUUGGCGCGAUAGUCGGCCACACAGGCCCAGUCGCCGCGGCUUUGGCUUGGCUGAGCUUCGUCUGCGCCGCUCUCUGUACAGUCUUGCUGGGCUUGGAGAAGGGUCUUCGUUCCAAGAUCUCCAAAGAUGAGGUUCCCUCGAUGGAGGCACCAGGCGAGAGUCGGUUCGGCGACGGCGUCGAAUCGCAGCUCGGCCAGGAUGCAACGCAGCUCGAUCCGGAAGAACAGCCGCCGCUCAGGAAUCCAGAUUCCUGGCAGCAGGCGCCAAGCAUCCCUCUGUAUCAUGUUCUUCAGUUUAUGGGAUAUACGCCGACUGGGAGAAGAGGCGAAUGGGAGACGCGACAGCAGAACACUGCGGCUUGGGUCAGGCGUGGUGAGAUGUCUCAUGGCUUUGCGGAAACGAUAGUUGAGGGCGAAGACGAGUGAUCGCUAAUGGUAUAACCCUUUCCUUCGUCCUCGGCCGUAACGAGAAACUAGAAGUGUGACAAUUGUCCCCAUCGCCAAAAGUGCGAGCCCGACGCCGACCCCAGCCUUGACCGCGGGGGCCAGGGGCUGGGAGAGCGUGGCCGCCAACGCGACAAUGGUCACCAG